CUGGGGAGUGUGAUUUGGUUUAGCCGCUCCCUCCCGCGUUCCGCCUUGGAGCUCCGCUGGCGGGUGCAGGCUUUUCCGAAAAAAAGGAAAAAACAAAACAAAACAAAACAAAAAACCACGGCGGUGGGAGGAAGCGUCGGCUUAGCUCUCACCCCCACAGUCCAGGUUUGGGCCCUCAGAGGGUGGGUUCUGGAGGGGUCCGGCUGCUUGCAGGGCUGCUUUUCCUGGUGGGUCUCACAGGACAUCGUUGUUAAGCUUCCCCUCUGGGCUCCUGCGUGCUGAGAGCAGAGGAAGAUGGUGUUUCCCUUUCCUCUAGGGUCCCGAGCACGACAGUCUUGUUUAGGGUCCUUUGACCACCCAGCAGGUCCUGGAGAUGACUGGUUUUUGUGAGGACCGGCUGGUUACUAGGGAAACUCUUUGGAUUGUGACUUUGGUGGGGUGGUUAUUAAGAGAGCUUCAUUGAACCCAGGGGAACUCUAACCUGCCACAACCCAACCUAAGAUGGAAUAGGCUUUUCAAGUCACCAGGCUCCAACCCUGGUCCAUUGUUGGAAGGCCCCGUGCAGCGUGCACUUCUGAAAGCUGGACAUCUCCUAAUUCAGGAAUACACGGUGCAAGCACGUGAAGGUAGUUGGAGUUCCUAGCAAUGGAUAAAUUUGUCAUUCGAACGCCCAGAAUCCAGAGUAGUCCUCAGAAGAAAGAUCCUGGAGGAAAGAUUUACAAGCAGGCCACCAUUGAAUCUCUGAAGAGAGUUGUGGUCAUAGAAGACAUAAAAAGAUGGAAAACUAUGUUGGAGCUUCCUGAUCAAACCAAAGAGAAUCUAGUUGAAGUCUUACGAGAAUUAAAGAAGAAAAUACCGUCCAGGGAAGUGUUAAAAUCAACAAGGAUUGGUCACACUGUGAACAAGAUGCGUCAACACUCAGAUUCAGAAGUGGCUUGUCUUGCCAGAGAAGUUUACACUGAGUGGAGAACUUUCAUUGAAGAACAUGUGGAUAGACCUUCUAUAGUAGUCCGAAGUGAUCCCAAAACUGAAACACUUAGGAAAAAUGCCCAGAAAUUACUCUCAGAAGCCUUGGAAUUGGAGAUGGAUCACCUACUGGUUGAAAAUAUUGAACGGGAAACGUUUCAUCUCUGCUCCCGCCUCAUUAAUGGGCCGUACCGGCGGACGGUGAGAGCCCUGGUCUUCACAUUAAAGCAUCAAGCUGAAAUCCGGGCUCAGGUGAAGAACGGCACGCUGCCAGUCGGCACGUUUGUACAGACCCACAAAAAGUGACCCGAGGACGGUUCCACCCCUGGGCUGGGCAGAAAGGAAAAUGGGCCUCUCUCUGCCAUUCAAAGAUUCUUUUGAGUUUGGGCGAUGGCUGUUGCUGGCUGUGCUAAAUUUUCCCGUGGUGCCAUGUUCCAGACAGAGGAUGCAGAGAGCCCUGGGAGACAGGCCGCAGGAAGCGCUUCAUUAGCUGUAGUGCGCUGGGGCUGCCUGACAGGAUGUGCGCUGGUUGUCACUAGGAAGCGCGGCACGGUUGCCAUCACCCAGCACAGUGAAAGGGUGACAGAUUUCACUGUGAAUAUGCCAAGGACACCUCUAAAUGUCCCCCGUGUCAGGCAGAUGAAGUUCCUACUUUAUUUCGCCACCCUGCAGGUAACUGAAACUCAAUUACCGCUGCUGCUCACUCGGUUCCGUCCCCCUGAGUUUAGAUAGCGCCAGUGCCUCUCAGAACUCCCCCGUCUGUUCUCUUUGCUCUACCCCAGGGGUGAGCCUGCCAGAGCCCGCCAACCACCCCUUCUUUCCAGAACUCACUUAUCUGAACGUUUCAGCUCUCCCUGGAAGACCUUCUGUGUUGGGCUCCGGAGCCCCCAUGCUGAGGCUUCUAAUGAGGAACUGGCCUGAAGCAUCCCCACACCUUGAGGUUUAUUUGAAUAUGUCAGCUCUCGGUUUAAGGUUCUGCAGAAGAUACAUGAUGAAAUUUCUUUUGAAAUGAAUUCCUGUAGGAGAAAAAUUGUAUAUGUGUGUGCUUUAAAAUGAAAUACCUCUACAUAGACUUGCUUGAACAAUUACGUAAAUGAUACUUGCUUUUGUUUGUUUGUUUGUUCUGUUUCCAUUCCAGGGCUGCACCUGCGGCAUAUGGAACUUCCCAGGCCAGGGGCUGAAUUGGAGCUGCAGCUGCCGGCAGACGCCAGAUCCAAGCGGCGUUUGUGACCUACACUGCAGCUCACGGCAAUGCCAGAUCAUCAACCCACUGAGCAAGGCCAGGAAUUGAACUCAUGUCCUCAUGGAUACUUGUCAGGUUUGUUACCGCUGGGCCACUUUGGGAACUCUUGAUGUUUGUUUUUUUUUUUAGGUAAUAAGUAACUGGGACUUUUCCCCCCUAACAAGGUAUGACUUGUUCAUUGGAAAGUGUUUAGGUUUGAGAAAGAAUAUAGUUGGAGAAAAUAAAGAAUAAUUGAACAGGAAUUUGAGGGAGAUAGCAAGCCCAAAGAAGGUUUUUUAGGUUAGAGGAGAUUGGAGCAUGCUUGUAAUCUGAAAAGAAGGAGCCAAUAGAAGGGGAGAGAUUUAAUGUGUUUAUAAAAGGAGUUCCUCCCAUGGCACAGUGGGUUAAGAAUCUGACUGCAGUGGCUCGGGUCGCUGUGGAGCUGUGGGUUCGAUCCCCAGCCUGGUGCAGUCAGUUAAAGGAUCUAUAGAGUGGCCUAAGUUGCAGCUGUGGCUCAGAUUCAGUCCCUGGCUUGGGGAACUUCCAUAUGUCACAGGUGCAGCCAGCCAUAAAAUAAAGAAAUAUAUAUUUUUUUUAAAGGAAAGAUUUAAAAUCCAAAAAAAGAGGAUGUAGAUUUAAAAGCAUGGACACCAUUUCAUCUCUCUCUCCCCUCCCUCGCUCUCUCCCUCACAUAUGCACAAUUUUUUCUCAGAUACUCUUGACAGUAAGUUGCAUAUGUCAUGGAUCUUUACCCCAGGUGACCAAUAAACCAGAAAUGAUGCUUAAUCUCAAAAAUAUUCAAGAAAAUGCAAAAAAAUAGAAAUUAGAGCAAAAAUAAACCCAUGGGACCUCAUCAAACUGAAAAGCUUUUGCACAGCAAAGGAAACCAAAAAGAAAACAAAAAGACAACUUACAGAAUGGGAGAAAAUAGUUUCAAAUGAUGCAACUGACAAGGGCUUAAUCUCUAGAAUAUAUAAGCAACUUAUACAACUCAACAGCAAAAAAACCAAUCAAUCAAUGGAAAAAUGGGCAAAAGACCUGAAUAGACAUUUCUCCAAAGAAGAUAUACAGAUGGCCAACAAACACAUGAAAAAAUGCUCAAUAUCGCUGAUUAUAAGAGAAAUGCAAAUCAAAACUACCAUGAGAUACCACCUUACACCAGUCAGAAUGGCCAUCAUUAAUAAAUCCACAAAUAACAAGUGCUGGAGGGGCUGUGGAGAAAAGGGAACCCUUCUGCACUGCUGGUGGGAAUGUAAACUGGUACAGCCACUAUGGAGAACAGUUUGGAGAUACCUUAGAAAUCUAUACAUAGAACUUCCAUAUGACCCUGCAAUCCCACUCUUGGGCAUCUAUCCGGACAAAGCUCUACUUAAAAGAGACACAUGCACCCGCAUGUUCAUUGCAGCACUAUUCACAAUAGCCAGGACAUGGAAACAACCCAAAUGUCCAUCGAUAGAUGAUUGGAUUCAGAAGAUGUGGUAUAUAUACACAAUGGAAUACUACUCAGCCAUAAAAAAGAAUGACAUAAUGCCAUUUGCAGCAACAUGGAUGGAACUAGAGAAUCUCAUACUGAGUGAAAUGAGCCAGAAAGACAAAGACAAAUACCAUAUGAUAUCACUUAUAACUGGAAUCUAAUAUCCAGCACAAAUGAACAUCUCCUCAGAAAAGAAAAUCAUGGACUUGGAGAAAAGACUUGUGGUUGCCUGAUGGGAGGGGGAGGGAGUGGGAGGGAUCGGGAGCUUGGGCUUAUCAGACACAACUUAGAAUAGAUUUACAAGGAGAUCCUGCUGAGUAGCAUUGAGAACUAUGUCUAGAUACUCAUGUUGCAACAGAAGAAAGGGUGGGGGGAAAAAACUGUAAUUGUAAUGUAUACAUGUAAGGAAGGAUAACCUGACCCCCUUGCUGUACAGCGGGAAAAUUAAAAAAAAAAAAAGAAAAUGCAAAAUAAGGCAAUUAUAUGAUGCCAUUUUUCAGAUGAAACUGGAAAACAUUUUAAAUUAAAAUGCCAACUUCUGGUGAAGAUAUGGGGAAAUGGUCACUUUUAAUACACUGAUAGUUGGAAUGAAUCACCACAUCCUUCUCAGAAAAUAUGUCAACAUUUACUCAUAUUUAAAAUAUAUACGUAUAUUGACCCAGCAAUAAAGUUUCCUAAAGAAACGAAA
Molecule: messenger RNA, 4350 nt
Organism: Sus scrofa (pig)
Lineage: Eukaryota; Metazoa; Chordata; Mammalia; Artiodactyla; Suidae
Gene: TCEANC2
Product: transcription elongation factor A N-terminal and central domain containing 2
Biological process (GO): DNA-templated transcription
Cellular component (GO): nucleus
Source: RefSeq, a predicted model, not a curated record